Messenger RNA from Mycena indigotica, 1974 nucleotides. RefSeq lists its product as uncharacterized. NCBI's taxonomy places the organism in Eukaryota, Fungi, Basidiomycota, Agaricomycetes, Agaricales, Mycenaceae. The transcript has 3 exons. The coding region runs from base 1 to 1974 and encodes 657 amino acids. The record is from RefSeq and is a predicted model, not a curated record.
AUGGAGGACCUCAGCUUUCUGCACGCGGACCCAGACGAGGAUCCCAUCGAUCAGCCAGAGAGCGAUGACGACGAUGAUGGUGUGAUCCAUGCUACCUUUCCAUCAAAUACCACCCGCGAGUCUAUCCACGCUGCCAAUAGUGCAUGGCUGCGCGAGCGACUGGGCAUGGGGUCAACGCGGAUACUAGACAAGGUUCUUGUGGUGCUGGACUGCUUGAAGGGGGAGAAAAUGGAUCUUCCGAUCUUUCUUGAUGCCUUGCUUUGGGGCGACUCGGAAUGCAUUGCUGAUGGCAAAGGCCAGUAUGCUCGGACAACACUCAUGACGAGCGAGUGCUUUCCAAGCAUAUUGGAGCGGUGCCACAAGCCUCCACGGCCAUCUGGUGGUGCUGUACCUGUUGCAGGGGGCCCUGUGCUGGAGAAGCUUGCUGUGGAUUUAGUUCAGCGUGCUGUUGACAAGGAGAUGGAAGCAUUGGCGCCACUUUUCCGCUCACCUCGUGAUGCCCUCACAGGGGAGAGGCUUGUUGAGAUAGAUUUUGGGGAGCUUAAAGCUGAAGCUCAAAAAUUGGCGCCAACUUUGUGGAAUGUGCUGCGGACAGCAGCCUACAGGCCGGCCCAAGCAAAGAGAAAUAAACGAAAAAAUCCUGACCUGGUUGUGCUCCACAUGAUCUCCCAAGCCCAGUACACACGAUCAAACCGCCGUGCCUGUAUUGCAAAGUUAUGGUCAAUCUAUUUAAAGGCCUGUGGUGUUCCUGUCCGUGCCUUUGAUGCGCUCCAUGCUAUAGGCCUUGUUAUGAGCCACAAAUGGACUGUUGAAGCUCUCAAAGGGCUUUCUGACACGGCACUACAUCUGAUCCAGCAAUUCAUCCAUCUCUAUCCCUGGCUUAUUACGCACGACAAUAUUAAUCUGGCAAUGCGCGUCUUCUCUCAAUGUCUCAACAACCAGGGCAACUUUAUUAGUGGUUGUGCGUUCACAAUUUACCUACUACCUAGCCAUGCUAUGCUCUCGACCAGCAUGAAUCGGGAGAUGCAAAUAUUCCGAGCUCAGCAUGCGACCCAAGUAUUUGAUUUUGGAGAUGUACUGUAUGGGACACCCGACUGCGACCUGCGCAUGCAACACCUUGAUGAACAUUAUAUCCUCCAACUUCUCUUGGAUUCCCCUGAUUUCGCCGACUACCCUCAUCUUGAUGAUGUCCUUUUCAAUUCUCCUCAGCCAACUCAUGCACUACCAACUGGUCCUGAAAAUGCAGUUAAAAUGUUUCUACUCCACACUGCCGAAAUUGACGAGUCUACCUAUGAAGGCACUCUGAAAGUAAUUGAUAGUGCCUUUCAGCAGCUCAAUAUCAAUUCACCAGAUGAACAACAACGCACAGGACUUGAGCGCUUUAUUGCCUGGAUUGGGGACCAGCUAACUGUAGAACGACUUCGUGGACUAUGGAAAUACCGGCAUGAAGACCACAAUUCAUAUGAUCGUCUUGACUAUAUGGUCCCAAUCUUUGGCUGGUUUCAUCUGCUCAUGGCACUGGCAAAUUCCCUUCACAAGCAGUUCUUAUGUAACUCAGCAACAACUGGGAGCCUACGGCAUGCCUUUGAUUUGCUUAGGCGCAAAAAUCUAAUCACUGCAUCCACCAAGGGUCCUUUCUGGCACCAUCUUGAUGAGGCUUUGCACCAUAUUGGUGAGGCACAUAUCCGUGCUUGCUGGCUUGAGGCUGCUAAAGUCACUUCCCUGGCAAUGCUCAAGUCAAAAUCUCCAGCCGAGUUGCGGAGUUUGGCAAAGAGAAUUGUUCGGGACUUUGCCUCUCGUGGUGCUAUCAACGAAAAUGAUCUCCUCCCAGAACCAGAACAAGAUGCAGUUUUCCAUGAGUGGACUCUGUUCAUUUAUAGUGUUCUUCCGUAUUUCCACUUGCGUCGAGCAAUCCGCAGUGGAGAUGUCGGUGUGAUUGAGGACCUUCUGCCGACCUUGCUCUUACGGGCUUAA